This is a messenger RNA of Capsella rubella, 1827 nucleotides long. RefSeq names its product protein NRT1/ PTR FAMILY 7.1. The transcript has 4 exons. NCBI's taxonomy places the organism in Eukaryota, Viridiplantae, Streptophyta, Magnoliopsida, Brassicales, Brassicaceae. Gene Ontology annotation, biological process: transmembrane transport. Bases 1 to 1827 code for a protein of 608 amino acids. Gene Ontology annotation, molecular function: transmembrane transporter activity. The record is from RefSeq and is a predicted model, not a curated record. Gene Ontology annotation, cellular component: membrane.
AUGGCCUCUAUGGAUCCGAGAAGUAAUGGCUGCGUUGCUCCGCUAAAUGAGCGGGAGAGUUCAACAAAUUUGGAAGUCGGUGAAGUGGUAGAGGUGCAAGAUGAUCAAAGUGUGGUGUCUCUUAGGUCCAACGAUUCUGACCUUCAGAAAAAGAUGAUGAAGAAAGAGGAGAAGAAGAAGGGUGGCUGGACAAACGCAAUCAUUUUGCUAGCGAAUCAAGGGUUAGCGACGUUGGCCUUCUUUGGUGUGGGAGUAAACCUGGUGUUGUUCCUAACACGUGUUAUGGGACAAGGUAACGCAGAGGCUGCCAACAACGUAAGCAAGUGGACAGGAACAGUUUACAUGUUUUCCCUCGUGGGAGCGUUUCUUAGCGACUCUUAUUGGGGUCGUUACUUGACUUGCACGAUCUUCCAAGUCAUCUUCGUUAUCGGAGUCGGCCUCCUCUCUUUUGUUUCUUGGUUUUUCUUGAUCAAACCUCGAGGUUGUGGCGAUGGGGACCUUAUCUGUAACCCUGCUUCUCCCCUCGGCGUUGGUAUCUUUUAUCUAUCUGUUUAUCUUGUAGCCUUUGGAUACGGUGGUCACCAGCCAACGCUGGCUACAUUUGGUGCUGACCAGCUUGAUGAUGAUGCAAACUCCAAAGCUGCGUUUUUCAGCUACUUCUACUUUGCCCUCAACGUCGGAGCUCUCUUUUCAAACACAAUCCUUGUCUACUUUGAGGAUAAAGGUUUGUGGACUGAAGGCUUCUUGGUGUCACUAGGUUCUGCCAUUGUUGCAUUGGCUGCAUUUCUGGCCCCGACAAAACAAUAUCGUUAUGUCAAGCCAUGUGGUAACCCUUUGCCACGUGUGGCGCAAGUAUUCGUUGCCACUGCUCGGAAGUGGAGUGUUGUUCGACCGAGAAAUCACCAGGAGUUGUAUGAAGUCGAAGGUCCUGAAUCCGCCAUUAAAGGAAGUCGAAAGAUAUUUCACAGUACCAAAUUUGUCUUCUUGGACAGAGCAGCAGUGAUUACAGAGAAUGAUAGGAAUGGGACAAGGAGCAAUGCAUGGAGGUUGUGCAGCGUAACUCAAGUAGAGGAGGCAAAAUGUGUGAUGAAGUUGCUUCCAAUAUGGCUAUGCACUAUAAUCUACUCAGUGAUCUUCACACAAAUGGCGUCUUUGUUUGUGGAGCAAGGUGAUGUGAUGGAUGCAUACGUUGGGAAGUUCCACAUCCCUGCGGCAAGCAUGUCGGUCUUUGACAUAUUAAGCGUCUUUAUAUCAACCGGACUCUACCGCCAUGUCAUAUUCCCAUACGUGAGACCCACGGAGCUUAUGAGGAUGGGGAUAGGGCUGAUCAUAGGGAUAAUGGCAAUGGUGGCUGCAGGAUUAACAGAGAUCCAACGGUUAAAACGAAUAGUCCCGGGGCAAAAAGAGAGUGAGCUCUCCAUUUUAUGGCAAAUUCCACAGUACGUGCUUGUUGGUGCGAGUGAGGUGUUCAUGUACGUUGGACAGUUAGAGUUCUUCAACGGACAAGCACCAGACGGGUUAAAGAACUUAGGAAGCUCGUUGUGUAUGGCAUCGAUGGCAUUAGGUAACUACGUGAGCAGUUUGAUGGUUAAUAUUGUGAUGGCUAUAACCAAGAAAGGAGAGAACAGCCCCGGGUGGAUACCUGAAAAUCUAAACGAAGGUAAUAUGGAUAGGUUUUAUUUCUUGAUUGCCGUAUUAGCUGCUAUAGAUUUCGUGGUUUAUUUGAUCUUUGCAAAGUGGUACCAACCCAUAAGCCAUGAUGAAGAGAGCAUCAAGGGAGGUUCUGGUGGUAAUAUGAAGAAUGUUUCUGAGUCGGAACAAGUUUGA